GCCCGAACACCGAACCAACCAAACCGGUCCACAAACUAAAAAACCCUAAUCUGUGAGAUAUCAGGUCUCACAGUAACCUCGUUACUCAUCUUACAGGGUUUUUGCUACAAGUCAAUUGUGUAACUCUUUUCUUCCUUAACCAAAUUUAGUAAAUUAUGGGUGAGACUGGAAAACGAUCGCGUAGGGAUGACGGGGAUAGCAAGAACCAGAAGAGGAGGACAGAGAGAGAUGAGAAAGGCGAUGAUGAACUAGUAGUGUACAGAAUUCUAUGCCCAGAUAAUGUGAUUGGUAGUGUUAUUGGAAAGAAUGGGAAAGUUAUAAAUUCGAUUAGAGCCGAGACCAAGGCGAAGGUCAAGGUGGUGGACCCAUUUCCAGGUGCUAAGGAUAGAGUUAUAAUCAUUUAUUGCUAUGUAAAAGAAAAGGAAGAUGUUGAGGUUGACGAGGAGUUCAAUGAGAAAAAACCUCUUUGCUCUGCUCAGGAUGCUCUUCUUAGGGUUUAUGCGGCAAUUGCAAAUGCUUUGGCAGCUGUUGGAGAUUCUGAUAAGAAGCGUAAGGAAAAAGAGGAGUGUCAGCUUCUUGUUCCAUCAAGCCAGUCUGCAAAUAUCAUUGGUAAAUCUGGUACCACCAUAAAGAAGUUGAGAAGCAAGAUGAGGGCUAAUAUUAAAGUUAUUGCUAAAGAUGCUAGCGAUCCAACACAUUCCUGUGCUCUCGAGUUUGAUAACUUCGUUCUGAUAACUGGUGACUCAGAAUCAGUAAAGAGAUCGCUCUUUGCUGUUUCUGCAAUCAUGUACAAGUUCACACCUAAGGAAGAUAUUCCUCUUAAUACUAAUGUUCCUGAAGUUCGUCCAAGCAUUAUUAUCCCUUCAGAUGUUCCCAUAUAUCCAGCAGCUGGGAUUUAUCAAAAUGUGGAUCCUAUUAUCCCAUCUAGAUCUGUUCCAUCUGUUUUAGGCACCACACACAUACCAGAGCUUCCAGGUUAUGUAGAUGCAGGAAGCGCAUGGCCGGUUUAUUCUUCUGCUCUUCCCAUGGUUUCUGGUUAUGGUGGUGGUGCCGCUCAAACUGAGGAAUUGACUAUUAGAGUGUUGUGUCCAACUAACAAUAUUGGUCGUGUUAUUGGAAAAGGAGGAGCUUCUAUUAAAAGUGUAAGGCAAGCAAGUGGUGCUCGAAUUGAGGUUGGUGAUGCCAAAGCCGAUCGUGAUCAGUGCAUCAUCACAGUCAUUUCCACUGAGUCAGUGGAUGAUCUUAAAUCCAUGGCAGUUGAGGCUGUCUUGCUGCUGCAAGGGAAAAUAAAUGAUGAAGAUGAGGAUAGUGUAACUUUUCGUCUACUUGUUCCAUCAAAGAUCAUUGGAUGUAUCAUUGGGAAAGGUGGUUCAAUCGUUAAUGAAAUCCGGAAGAGAACUAGAGCUGAUGUACGUAUCUCGAAAGGCCAGAAGCCCAAGUGUGCAGAUUCAAACGAUGAACUUGUUGAGGUGGCUGGGGAAAUUAGUAGUGUGAGGGAUGCCCUUAUCCAGAUUGUACUGAGGCUCAGAGAUGAUGUUCUGAAAGGCCGAGAAGGUAAUUUUAAUCCAUCUGCCGAUGCUGAUUCUUUACGCGCUGGUGGUACUGGUCAUUCACUGGCUCCAGUUUUGCCCAAUGUUCCUCCGACCGCUUCUUUGAGCUAUGAACACAGGGGUGAGACUGGAAAUGGCCUUGGAAUGCGUUCUUCGGGCAGCCUCUAUGGUCAUGAGUCAUUCUCGAGGGGGGAUGAUGGCUAUGGAGCGUACUCUUCAUAUUCCUCAAAGAUAUAUGGCGGACCGCCUCCACCCACAGCUCUAGAGAUGGUUAUCCCUGGACAUGCAGCUGGUAAAGUUAUUGGUAAAGGUGGCUCAAACAUAGAUAAUAUUCGCAAGAUAUCCGGAGCAGCUGUGGACAUAAUUGAUUCCAAAUCCUCUCGAGGUGAUCAAAUUGCUAUAAUAUCUGGUACACAGGAACAGAAGCGUGCUGCAGAAAACUUGAUUCAGGCAUUUAUAAUGGCCACUUGAGCAAUAAGGACACAUCUCUUUUUGGAGGUGUGACCUUGACUAAAUGUCGAGGUUCCUUCUUCAGAAGUUCCUCUCUAGGAUAUGGUAGGUUCUCGUGCUGGAGAGAGUGUGUCAUUGCGUAGGUUUGAUACAUUUCUUCUCUGUAGGAACGCUUGCAAAGAUUGUUCAUAAAGUUGGACCGCUUGUUCUGUUUUCUGCCUAUUUAGGUUCAGCCAUGUUGCCUGACAGGCUCUUUUCAAUCUGCUCUGGGUUAGAACUUCAUAGGGCAUUGUCUUUCCUUUGAUGGUCUUUCGUCAGUUCUUAUCUUUUGGUGAAUAUGGCUUCCAAAUUUCUCCUACUCUCCCAUGCUCUUUUAACUUUAUACGGAACUUUAGCUAUUAUCAGUUGUCAAGCUCACAUUGCAUGGAAUUUCAGUAUCUUGUUGCUGAUUCCUCUUUGCUCAGCUUCUUCAGUAAGAUCCUGUCUUGCUGAUACGAUGACAUGUGGUUUAUAUGCUCUUCCUACGAGUUCAGUUGAAUCCUCUGCUGUGUGCAUGAGCACUAUUAGGCAUUUCCUAAUUACCAGGGAGCAUUUCUGAAUUUACGAUUCUUUCUCAAGACCUUCUAAAGAAAGAAAUCUCUUGUGCUUAACUUGGGCUUGAAGUUAUUGCUGCUGCUUAUAAUCAUAGAUCUACAGUUUCCAUUGCCAGUUGCUUCCAUGAUUUCUAAUUGAAUAUAUGUUUUAAUCUAAUCUGAUGCGAUCCCCUUCAUCUCUUCGCUAUCUUGCAUCUGUUUUCAGAAUCUUUCAGGUCAUCUAUUCUCUUUACUGAAAAAGAAUUAGGGAAGACAUCUAUCUUACACUAACAGCCUAGAUCUUCAAUUAGGAAGACUAGACCAGACAUUAAAUUUAGGAGCCAAAGGAAUUACAAACAAAAAAGUUGUGAUGUGUAUAUAUAUAUAUGUAUGCCACCUAUUUUGUUCUUUUAUUUAAUUGUUACCAAAAUUAUCUUGGUACUAGCAAAGGAAAUUUCUUAGAAAUUUUACUUUCUUCCUUUUCUUUCUAAAAACAGGUGAACUUCUUAGAGAUUGAUUCCCAAGUUUUUGGUCUUUUUCCUGUCUAAAGCUUUCAUCCAAAGGUCUAUUUAGUCUCAGUGGGGAAAGUAGAGACACUUCUGCACACCUUUUUUUCUUUUGUGCUUUGUUCAUCUCAUUUUUUGGGGAUGAGGUUUGUUCAUUUCAUCUUUCUUGGUGAAAGCUCGUUGAGCACUCAGUAACACGUCUCAGCGUAAGACAUGAUUUUCUUAGCAACUUGCUUGCAUCAAUAUUUUCAAUCUAUCAAUCAAUAUGCAUCAAUUCUAAACUAGUAAGUGUCAACUAUACGAAUCCUCUGCAUCUUUUCCGUUCUAUUCAGGCUAUUUCAUUCUCUUGCUAGUAAAAUUGUGUUCCAAAGCAUUUUAGAGGUUAUCUGAAUCUUCACACUUAUCAUUCAAUGUCUAGUCUCUAAUGAUACUAAAAAGACUCUUAGCAAACAUCGGACCUGCCGUAAGGUGCGACAAUAACUAAGAAUUAACUCCAGUUAACUGAAAUCUCUUGAAUUCAUUGCGCCAUUAUGUUUUCUCUUACCUAAGUUCUUAUAUAUUUCGGGAGAUUCCUGUUCUUUUGAGAUUACUCUUAGGUCUACCUUUCUCCUUUUUAGCACCUUUAAUCACCAUAAUGUUAUACUUACUAACCAGUACAUUGGAGGUUUAUGUGGGACAUGGCUAAACUAUCUCAUGCGUCUUGUUAUUUCGAUCUCUAUGUGUGCUUCUUGCACACUUUGCAUGAUGUGAUUAUUUCUAAUAUUGUCCAAUCAUUUAUGACUACACAUCAAUCUUAACGUCCAUUUCUAUGACACUCAUCUUGUAUAUAGGCAAGAACUUAGAUGCCACCUUCACUCCCAUAUAACAUUACCGGUUUUACAAUUUUCAUAUAGAACUUGUGAGUCACUGUGUAGCAUUGCUCUAUCUCAGCCAUCCUAUUUUAGUUUAAUAUUUGACAUCUUCAUCUAUCAUCUCAUUUACAUUGUAAACUAAGCCUAGAUAUUCGACGUAUUUGCAUUUAGGCAUCAAUCAUCCAAUUCACUUCUCCCUCAUUCUUCUAUGAGUGUUGAGCUUACCGUGCAUAUAGUUUGUCUUACAACAACAACAAACCUAGUAAAAUCGCACAAGUGGGGUCUGGGGAGGGUAAAGUGUACGCAAACCUUACCCUUACCUUAUUACGGUAGAGAGGUUGUUUUCGAAAGACCCUCGGCUCAAGAGAAGUGAAAAUGAAACAAUAAACAGACAGUAGCAACAAGGUAAUUAGACAUGGGCGCAAAUGGAGAUACGUACAAUAACAAAGAUCUAAGAAUAUAACACUACAAUAAUAGAGUCAAUCUUGCUGGAAAUAAUGACACCAUGGGGCUAAGAAUAGGAAAAUACAAGACUAUUAUUAAUACUACUGCGAAGACUAGACGAAACUCUAGAUUGCCUGUUAACCCACAACCCUAAUCCUCGACCUCAACACCCUCUUAUCGAGUGUCAUGUCCUCGGUAAGCUGAAGUAGCGCCAUGUUCUGCCUAAUCACCUCACCGGUACUUCUUAGGCCUCCCUCUACCCCUCCUCUGACCCGCCAUGGUCAACCUCUCACGCCUCCUAAACGGAGCAUCAUGAUCUCUCCUCUUCACAUCUCCGAACCAUCUUAGCCUCGAUUCCCGCAACUUAUCUUCUACAGGAGCCACGCCCACCUUGUCGAUAAUAUACUCGUACCUAAUCUUAUCUUUCUUAGUAUGCCCACACAUCCGUCUCAACAUCCUUAUUUCCGCUACUUUCAACUUCUGGACAUGAGAUUUUUUGACUUGCCAACACUCGGCUCCAUAUAACAUGGCCUGUCUAACUACCGCUUUAUAGAGCUUGUCCUUAAGUCUAGGUGGCACAUUCAUGUCACACAAAACACCAGAAGCGAGCCUCCGUUUCAUCCAUCCCGCUCCAAUACGAUAUGCGAUAUCCUCGUCGAUCUCCCCGUUACCCUGUAUCACAGACCCAUGAUAUUUGAAACUAUCUCUCCUGGGGAUGACUUGUGUAUCCAGCUUCACGUCCACUUCUGCUUCAUGGACCCCAACACUAAACUUAUGCUCCAACGCAUAUAGUUUGUCUUAUCCUAAAUUCUCUACUCUCUGGAGUGCUUUUCUAUAGUUUCAGCUUUUGGUUGAUUCCUUCCAAGUCCGGUGAACUAAUGUAGUAACGUUCAAGUAUCAUGUACAAUGGAACAUUAUCUAGUAUACUAUUGCCAAUUAGUUUACUGUUCCAUCACUAGGGGAAGCAAAAACCAAUUUCAAGGUGAUUUUUAAUUGAAACCUACUUUCUCUCGUGUUUCUCGUAGUUCUGACCAGCUGACCGUUCCUGGUACAUAACUGAAUUUAUCUUUUCAAGUAGCCAGUACAAUAUUUCUGUUGAUAUUCUAUUCUAUGUUUCUCUUGGUCACUAAAGAUCACCUGGAGAUUAUUUUUCUGCUCCUUAUAAGUUUCUAUCAAUCUUUAAGUAGAAAAAUAUAAACUCUGUUGUAGAUCAACCAAGCACAAUUUCAAACCGGUUCUCCAUCACUCUCUAAUGUCCCUAGGUCUACUAUAUUACCAUUUUCUAAUGGUUCAUAGAGGACUCAUAAGUGUAAUACCACUAGUUCAUACAAUUUUUAAUAUCUCCUUUGUUACUAUAUGUCAAACAAUGUACCCUCUCCACUCAUUUAACAUGCUUCUUGCUCCUUGAUGCGACAUUGAAUGGCUGGGUUGGCCAAACUACUUUUACGAUUUCCAAGGCUCUGCUUGAAUAUACCGUCUAGACUGCAUAUUUUUUCUAACCUCAUAUUCUUCAUGGCAUCCUUUACUUCGACAGAUAUAAUUCUACAAAUGCAGCUAAGGUUUCUCACUGUCAUGAAUGUAUGAAGAUUUGUAAUAUUUUUCUCUUGAUUGUCAAAACUUAGAAAACAUUUGUCACCAUACAUCUUUUCAUUUCUUGUUAUCUUUCAUAGGUAGCCCCAAUGAAAUCGAAUUCUAAAGUUAGUUUUUGCUUUGUGUUGCUGUGUCUCUGUUCUUUCUGCCAAAUCAGUGACCCAUUGGUGUUGUGUUCAGUUAUCUUCUAGACUCUUCGGCUUCCUUGUUGUCCUUCUCAUCCCCUUCCUGUUCUCUUAAGCUAGUUUGUUUUUGGACAUAAUUAGUGCUUCUGUUUGUGUAAAGGAUUAUCCUUGUGUUUGAACUCUUUCUUCUUGAUAGAUUGAGUACUAGGAAUCAAUUUCUUGUUUCUGUUAUGAUGCUUGUCAGUAUUCAGUUCAACUCCUUUUUUUUUGAGUCAUCAGUCCUUGGAGUGAAGGUCUCUAGGUUCACACUAAGGAUGACAAUAUGAGUAGUAGACAAGAUCUCUGGCUUUCAACACUUUGUAACAGUCUAGGACAUUGCUUUCUCAUUUCAGUACUAGGAAUCAAUUUCUUGUUUCUGUUAUGAUGCUUGUCAGGAUUCAGUUCAACUCCUUUUUUUUUGAGUCAUCAGUCCUUGGAGUGAAGGUCUCUAGGUUCACACCAAGGAUGACACUAUGAGUAGUAGAUAAGGGCUCUGGCUUUCAGCACUUUGUACCAGUCUAGGACAUUGCUUUCUCAUUUCAGUACUAGGAAUCAAUUUCUGUUUUCACUAUGAAGCUUGUUGUGCUCGGUUCUCCAAAUUUCGUAUUAUCCUGUUUGGACCUCAGGUCUCUAGGUUAGCAAUUAGAAGACGUCUGAGUAGUAGAGAAGAGCUCUGGCUUCCAACUCUAGUUUUCGGUCAGGUGAUAGAGAUGAUAUCGAACUUCUAGUGAGAUGAUAUUGCUAGGGAUAUAAAUCUCCAUUUGUAUGAAGUUUGUCCUGACCUCGUGUAGUUUUUAUCUCAUUCUAGCAGAGGUCUGCCCCAGGUGUCCGGGCGAAUUUAGUUCUUGAAGUAUGUAAUUUUAGGUAACUUUGUGGAUUGAGACACCUUUUCAUAAGCCAUUUUGUGAUAAGAUUAGUGAUUGUAAUUUGUACAUAUCUGGUUUGAGACACUUACCAAGCAAACACUGGUCUUUGUCUCAAGAUUUGACAAGUAGGUUAUGACUUGGGAGUGGUCUCUUUUCUUGCA
Molecule: messenger RNA, 7154 nt
Organism: Nicotiana tabacum (common tobacco)
Lineage: Eukaryota; Viridiplantae; Streptophyta; Magnoliopsida; Solanales; Solanaceae
Product: KH domain-containing protein At4g18375
Molecular function (GO): RNA binding
Source: RefSeq, a predicted model, not a curated record